CCAGCUGAUUACAGGAGUGCAGACGUGUACAUGAAGUGAUUAAAUCUUAUUUCUCGCUCUUGUUUUAUUCAUCGGAUCGCGUUGACUUGUGUUUAUUAGAGCAGCCGGACUUUAUCAGAGCAAUGGCCACCAUUGAGGAGCUAAAGCUGCGAAUCCGUGAGUUAGAAAAUGAAUUAAUAAAGUCAAAGCAGAAGAAAAGUGAUGCGGAACAUCAUCAAAGACAAAAGAUUGAUAAAAUGAGUGCUGAAGUGGUAGACUCAAAUCCAUACAGUCGUCUGAUGGCACUGAAAAGGAUGGGCAUAGUGCAGGACUAUGAGAAAAUCCGCUCGUAUUCUGUGGCAGUGGUGGGAGUUGGAGGGGUGGGGAGUGUCACUGCAGAAAUGCUCACCAGAUGUGGCAUUGGUAAGUUGCUGCUGUUUGACUAUGAUAAGGUGGAGCUGGCCAACAUGAACCGCCUCUUCUUCCAGCCACAUCAGGCAGGACUCAGUAAAGUGGAGGCUGCCGAACACACACUUAGGAACAUUAAUCCGGACGUUGCGUUCGAGACCCACAAUUACAACAUCACCACAAUGGACAACUUUACACAUUUCAUGGACCGUAUAAGUCAUGGUGGUCUUGAGGAGGAAAAGCCUGUAGAUUUGGUGUUAAGUUGUGUUGAUAACUUUGAGGCUCGGAUGGCCAUUAACACAGCUUGUAAUGAAUUGGGUCAGAUCUGGAUGGAGUCGGGUGUCAGUGAGAACGCUGUGUCUGGACAUAUCCAGCUCAUCAUACCUGGAGAAACCGCCUGUUUUGCUUGUGCUCCUCCCCUUGUAGUGGCUGCAAACAUCGAUGAGAAGACAUUGAAGAAAGAGGGGGUGUGUGCCGCCAGCCUGCCCACCACAAUGGGAGUAGUCGCUGGACUUCUCGUACAGAAUGUCCUCAAGUAUCUGUUGGGGUUCGGGACAGUGAGUUAUUACCUGGGCUAUAAUGCCAUGCAGGAUUUCUUCCCUAGUAUGGCAAUGAAGGCCAACCCACAGUGUGAUGAUAGACACUGUAGACGACAACAGGAGGAGUACAAGAAAAAAGAGGCAGAGCGGCCAAAGCAGGAAGUAGUACAGGAAGAAGAGGAAGUGGUACAUGAUGACAAUGAAUGGGGCAUUGAGCUGGUGUCAGAGGUCUCGGAGGCGGAACUGCAGGCUGCGUCAGGACCAGUACCAGAUCUCCCAGAGGGCAUUACUGUAGCUUACACCAUACCUGAGAAAGAUGGAGAAUCAGGGGAGACAGUAGAGGAGACGGACCAGAGUCUAGAUGAGCUGAUGGCUCAGAUGAGAAAGAUGUAGGGGGAAAAAAAAGGAAAUACAUAUAUUGCCCUUUGGAAACCACCCCCCCCCCCCCCAAAAUACAGACUCUGCAGAUGCCUGAUCAUUUAGACUAACAAAAACAAACUGAUUAUUAAUUAUUUUAUACAUGUAAUAUCUACAGUCUCUAACAAAAUACAGUGGGAAUUCUUUCACCAAUUUUAUUUAUUUUAUUUUGUCUUUCCACAACAUCCCGAAAUGUGCUUAAGAAGAACACAGAUUUACUAUGACUACUGGAGCCUUAAAGGAAUAUUCCGGGUUCAAUACAAGUUAAGCUCAAUCGACAGCAUUUGUGGCACAAUGUUGAUUACAACAAAAAAAGUAUUCUGACUUGCCCCUCCUUUAAAAAAAAAAAGCAAAGAUCCGGGUUACAGUAAGGCACUUGUAAUGAAAGUGAAUGGGGCCAAUCCUUAAAUGUUAACACACUAUUUAAAAAGUAUAGCAAGAAAAUGUAAACGGUAUGCAUGUUAUCAUGAUUUUAGUGUGAUAAAAUCACUUACUAACCUUUUCUGUGUAAAGUGAUAGCCUUUAUAUAGCAAAACUUCGUUGCCAUGAUUAUGUAAAGUCAACAAACCCUAAAACGACUGUAAAAAUUAUGAUUUAUACAACUUUACAGCUCAAAUAAUACAUGAGUUUUAACAGAAGAAUUAAUAUGUGCUUUUAUAAAAUUAUCAGCUUCACAUUUCUGCCUUUAAACCCUCCAAACAGUGGCCCCAUUCACUUCCAUUGUAAGUGCCUCACUGUAACCUUCAUUUUCUGCUUUUUUUUUAAAGAAAAGGAGGGAUGAGUCAAAAUAAUUUUUUGUGGUAAUCAACAUUAUGCCACAAAUGCUGUCGAUUUCUUUUUUGCAGUAAGUUGUGCGUUUAGCUCCUUUACUGAUGAAUUUAAGUCGUUAUUUUAAAUACAUUGUGGUUAGCGUUUAUGUGGAGGAAACGGAUAUGUCCUCAGCCACACAUCUAAAUAUGUUGAUACAUUUAAAUAUUAACAUAGUAAUUUCUAAAAUACUGAAGUGACUAAAAGACACGCAGGCAAAAGUUACAAAGAACAUUUCACAAAUGAUUUCAAUCAUAGUCUUGUCAGACAUUUCAUUUGUGACCUGAUUUUGACUGCUUCAUUAAUGCAAAAGAAAAAUAAAUGUAUUAUUACUACAUUC
This is a messenger RNA of Myxocyprinus asiaticus (Chinese sucker), 2490 nucleotides long. RefSeq names its product ubiquitin-like modifier-activating enzyme 5. The record is from RefSeq and is a predicted model, not a curated record. Gene Ontology annotation, biological process: protein ufmylation. The transcript is spliced from 12 exons. Bases 123 to 1319 code for a protein of 398 amino acids. Gene Ontology annotation, molecular function: UFM1 activating enzyme activity. Gene Ontology annotation, cellular component: cytoplasm; cytosol. Lineage: Eukaryota; Metazoa; Chordata; Actinopteri; Cypriniformes; Catostomidae.